This is a messenger RNA of Diospyros lotus (date-plum), 3564 nucleotides long. Its product is annotated as protein ALTERED PHOSPHATE STARVATION RESPONSE 1. The coding region runs from base 317 to 2821 and encodes 834 amino acids. Lineage: Eukaryota; Viridiplantae; Streptophyta; Magnoliopsida; Ericales; Ebenaceae. The record is from RefSeq and is a predicted model, not a curated record. The transcript has 4 exons.
GCUCCUGCAUGAUGCAUAUACACACAUUCACAUAUAGAUACAACACACACCGACGAUGCCACCACCGCCAGCCCCUCCAUACAAACCGACGACACACUCUCCGCUGGCAAGAUUCCCUUUCUGUCCUUCUCUCUCUCUCUCUCUCUCUCUCUCUCUCUCUAAGUUAACUGCCAUCUUUGUUUCAGCCUCUCCCUCAUUAUCUCCUUUCACUCUGUAACACCCACCUCUCUCUCUCUCUCUCUCUCUCUCUUCUAUUUUUCUUUUGAUUAAUUCUGUUUCUGUUAUUAUUACUAUUAUUAUUAUUAAUAAGGAAAGGAUGGGCUGCGCCAGCUCUAAGCUCGACGACCUGCCGGCGGUGGCCCUCUGCCGGGAGCGGUGCGCCGCUCUCGAUGAAGCCAUCCACUUCCGCUACGCCUUUGCCGAAGCUCACUUCGCCUACUUGGAGUCUCUCAAGACCGUCGGCCGCUCCUUGCCCGACUUCUUCCUCUACGAUCUGGAUAACGCCGGCGGCGGCGGAGGCCUCCCCUCCCCUGUCCUCAAUCUGCCGCCUCAGGGAAAGGCCGAUCCCCAAUCCUACGCUUCUCCCCCUCAGAAGGGGCGGGCUAUUCAUCACUCCGGCUCCAACUCCAACUCCGGCUCCCAUCUCCAGUUCCACUCUGAUUCCGAUUCCGACGAUUCGGUUUCCGACUCUCCUCUUCACCAUCACUCCGGCGACGCUUCGCCUCUGCAUCCUUACGGUCAGAUCAAUUAUCCCGAUCACGAACCCCUUGGCGCGUACCCCGGAGGAGGGUUUAUGAAUACGAACAUGAACGUCAAUUACAUGAAGAAUCAACCGACUAGCUCCGUGUCGUUCGUGAAACAGCCUAUGAGCCCAAAGAUUGCACAUAUGGGCGAAUCUUCUUCUUCGUCUUCCUAUUAUCCUUAUCCUUACGCGAAUCAAAACCCUAAUUCCCAUUCGAACUACGGUUAUCCGGGAUACGGAGGCGGGAUCAACGGUUUCUUCGGUUCGCCGCCGGGGUCGUACGGCUUGCCUUAUCCACCGCCUCAGGGGGGGCCUGCUUCAUCGACAUCAGAGGCGUCGACUUCGAAAGCGCCUCCGCCUCCGCCGCCUCCUCCCUCGGGUGGCUCGGCUUGGGAUUUCUUGUACCCCUUUGCGAGUUCUGACAAUUAUUAUCCUCCUUACACGCCAAGUCGUGAUUCAAGGGAGGUGAGAGAAGAGGAGGGGAUUCCUGACUUGGAAGACGAGGAUUUGCAAGAAGUGGUGAAGGAAGUGUACGGGAACCACAAGUUUGUCGAUGGCGGAGGCGGCGGCGGUGGAGGGAAAAAUUAUUCCAAGGGGGUGGCGGAGGACCAGGAUGACAGGGAAAAUGAUUCUGAUUACCAUACUAGGCCGCCGAGUGUUCCAGCUGAAAAUGAUCCGGUUGAAUAUGAGGUGCAUGUGGUGGACAAGAAAGUUGUUGAUAAGGAGGAGAGACCAGGAGAUCGCAGCAAUGCGUCUGCUUUCAAGGCUCGGGCCGAUUCUGACGUUCUGAGGGAAAUUCAGGCUCAGUUCGAGCGAGCUUCGGAGGCUGGGAAUGAGCUUGCGAAGAUGCUUGAGGUUGGAAAGUUUCCAUACAAGAAAAAUGCUGCCUAUCAAGCUUCUUCGAAGAUGUUGCAUGUAGUUGCCUCUUCACGACCAAUAAUAUCAUCGCAGCCUUCCACUUCUGAAAAUGCUGGGUCAUCCUCUGCUGACAAAGGUGACACAGGGGUUGAUGAUGAUGUGGGGAUAAGGUCAGGGGGUCUUUCUUCUACAUUGCAGAAGCUGUUCCUCUGGGAGAAGAAACUACAUGAAGAAGUUAAGGUUGAGGAGAAAAUGAGGGUAAUGCAUGAAAGGAAGUCCCAGAAGCUAAAGCAUUUGGAUGAAAAAGGUGCUGAGGCUCAUAAAAUUGAUGCAACAAGAACUCUAGUGAGGAGUCUUUCCACAAAAAUAAGAAUUGCAAUUCAGGUUGUUGAUAAGAUUUCUGUGAAGAUAAAUAAAUUGAGAGAUGAAGAGUUGUGGCCACAGUUGAAUGACUUCAUUAGAGGUUUAAGCAGAAUGUGGAAGUCUAUGCUUGAAUGCCAUCACAAUCAAUUCCAAGCUAUUGGACAAGCUAAACGGUUAGAUUCUAUUGUGUCCUCCAAACACUUUCGUGCUGGACAUCUUGAAGCCACAUCGCAGCUUGAGCAUGAGCUUCUUGACUGGACGAAAAGAUACUCUAAUUGGGUUGCUGCUCAGAAGGGCUACAUCCAAGCACUAAAUAGGUGGCUAAUAAAAUGUCUCCUGUAUGAACCCGAAGAUACGGCAGAUGGACCUGUUCCUUUCUCUCCUAGUAGAAUUGGAGCUCCUCCUAUUUUUAUAAUAUGCAAUCAGUGGUCGCAAGCAUUGGACAGAAUUUCUGAGAGGGAAGUUCUUGAUUCUAUGAGAGAUUUUGUCUCAAGUGUGCUUCAACUGUGGGACCGGGAUAAGGUAGAAAUGCGUCAGAGGAUGAUGGCAACCAGGGGCAGGGAGAGGGAAGUGAAAAAGUUGGAGAGGAAGGACCAGAAGAUACAGAGGGAGGUUCAGGCAUUAGACAAAAGGCUGAUUCUGGUCUCCGGGGAUGGCAAAGCUCUUCCAGUAAAUGGACAUGCUGUAUAUCAGAGUGACACCAAUAAAACUCGUAGUCUGCAGGUGGGUCUGCAACAUAUCUUUGAGGCCAUGGAGAGGUACACAGCUAACUCCUUGAAAGCAUAUGAGGAGUUGUUGCAACGGAUUGAAGAGGAUAGACAGGAUAGACUUGCUAGAGAUGAAGAGAAAAUUUCAUAGCAUGUUUAACUGUAAAUCAAAACUGUUUGAUUGGGACUGCUUGCAGCAUGCAUGCAGCCGGGUUGAGAGAUCUAAGCUUUGGAAGAGUGCUGUUGUUGGAUAUGUUUGCUCCAUGAGUCAAUGCUGCUGGCGUUGGAGAAAUGGCAUUCUGUAAAUGGAAUUUUAAUUUUUGAGGGCUAAAUCUGCAUUUUGUUGUUCAAGUACCAAAGAGAAGCAGCAAGAAAUGUUUGAAGACGCAUCUUCACGAAGUUGCCCCGAUAAUUAUAAAUCAUUCUGUGAUGCGUCGUGGGGAUUCAGAAGCAUUCUGUAGUGGCCUGCCAGGUGGGGUACAAUGCUUUGCUUAAUCUGCGUCAAACACCCAGCAGCCGCAGCCGCAGCCGCAGCCGCGGCAUUCUUUAAGGGCGGUUUUACUCACUGAUUGCUUAGGGAAGCACGACGUAGAUUUGCUUUGUCGUGGGCCAUCUUUAUUGGUGGGUGAUUUGGCUCUACUCUGGAUUGGGGAAGUGCAAGUGCUGUGGGGCAGGCAUCUUGGGCUUGUGGCCCAGUCGGACCUUGGGGAGAAACAAAACAAAGUCUCCUUCAAUUUUGUAUAUUAGCAUGCUCACGGUGGCUGGCUGGUUUACUCAACUCAGGUGACGGUCGGUAUAUAUGCCCAUGAAUCAAUCAAUUAAACCUUUGUAAAAUAGGGUUACAUUAAGAGGGAUAUUCUUUAAUAAUCUCAAAGUCUUAUUAUUAUUGUUGUU